Molecule: messenger RNA, 5613 nt
Organism: Xiphophorus couchianus (Monterrey platyfish)
Lineage: Eukaryota; Metazoa; Chordata; Actinopteri; Cyprinodontiformes; Poeciliidae
Gene: rcor3
Product: REST corepressor 3
Exons: 12
Coding region: 230-1882 (550 amino acids)
Biological process (GO): negative regulation of DNA-templated transcription; regulation of transcription by RNA polymerase II
Cellular component (GO): histone deacetylase complex; transcription regulator complex
Molecular function (GO): transcription corepressor activity
Source: RefSeq, a predicted model, not a curated record
GGCAAAUUAUUUUUAUUUUAAAACAUAAUUAUUCAAAAAUCUACGCAUAAUUAUUUUUUAAUCCAGAGCAUAAAACGUGCUUGUAAACGCUCGGUAGAGAAACGUAUAAAGCGGUACAGCGACACGGCCGAAGGUGCGGCGAGUACGGGACCCGCAGCCGAAUCCGUCCCGCUCCAGCUGACGUAUUUAUCGGGACACAGGACGUUAAAGAUCAAAUUUAAUCGCAAAAAUGCCGGGGAUGAUGGACAAAGGCUCCGAGUAUUUGGGAAAAGGUCGGUCAAACGGGACUAAAAGUCCGUCCAACGCGUCUAACGGACAUUUUUCUGACGAAAGCGGCAGCGACGACGAACAUGACAUUGGAAUGCGGGUUGGAGCGGAUUAUCAGGCAAACAUUCCCGAAUUUGACCCCGGUGCCAACAAGUACACGGAAAAAGACAGCGGUGGGAUGCUGGUAUGGUCUCCAUAUCACUCCAUUGUCGACUCCAAAUUGGAUGAAUAUAUUGCUAUUGCAAAGGAGAAGCAUGGCUACAAUGUGGAGCAGGCUCUCGGUAUGCUGUUCUGGCACAAACACAACAUAGAGAAGUCCCUGGCUGAUUUGCCCAAUUUCACGCCUUUCCCAGACGAGUGGACCAUCGAGGACAAGGUUCUGUUCGAACAGGCUUUCAGCUUCCAUGGGAAGAGUUUCCAUCGCAUCCAGCAGAUGUUACCAGACAAAUCCAUCUCCAGUCUUGUCAAGUACUAUUAUUCGUGGAAGAAAACGCGCUCCAGAACGAGUCUGAUGGACCGGCAGGCCCGCAAACUGGCUAGCAGGAGCAACCAGGACGACAGCGAGGAGGAAAUGGAGGAAGCCAAUCAUAUUGAGGCGAAUGACAGCGACUACGAUCCGAAUAAAGACGCCAAGAAAGAGAACCAGGCCGAGUUGGUGGUGCUGGGCACUAAGCCGGCGUUAGGGCGACGUGAGCACCAAACCCUGCAGCACCGACACCACCAGCGCUCCCGCUGCCGCCCCCCCAAAGGCAUGUACCUCACCCAAGAGGACGUUGUGGCUGUGUCCUGUAGUGCCUCUGCUGCUAACACACUCCUUCGUCAGCUGGACAUGGAGCUGGUGUCCCUUAAGAGACAGGUCCAGAAUGCUAAGCAGAUGAACAGUGGACUGAAACAGCUGUUGGAGUCUGGGAUUGAAGAGUAUAGACUGACUGAGUCCAACCAGAAGGUGAACGCCCGCUGGACCACAGAUGAGCAGCUGCUCGCUGUUCAAGGUGUCAGGAAGUACGGCAAAAACUUUCAGGCCAUCGCUGAUGUCAUUGGGAACAAAACCGUGGGUCAGGUGAAAAACUUCUUUGUGAACUAUCGCCGGCGGUUCAACCUGGAGGAGGUGCUGCAGGAGUGGGAGGCAGAGCAAGGAACGCAGGCUCCAAAUGGAGACAGCGCCACCUCAGGCGAAGAGGGGAAGAACAGUUCGACCCCUCCUUCAGGCAAGAGCACCGAUGAGGAAGAUGAGGAGGGUCAGGUCACCUCUUCUGGCGCAUCGCCUGCUGCCUCCUCUUCCUCUUUAGCUCAAAAUCCCGUGACUUCCAAUGCUUCCUCCUCCCUCCACCAGCCGCCUCCGCUCCUGAGGCCCUCUCUGCCGGCCACGCCGUCGCUACACCGCCAGCCUCCACCACUCCAGCAACAGGCUCGCUUCCUGCAGCCUCGAACCACCCUGCAGCAACCUCCGCCCCUCAUCCGGCCCUCCAACCCCAUGCCGCCACGCCUCAACCCGCGCCCCACUCCCGUAACCCUGGGCAGUAACGCCGCUGGCCCGGGCCAGAGCUCCGCCCAGCAGCCUGCUGGCAUGGCCAUCCACCUGUCAGACACAGCGUCGUCGUCGUCCGUUCACUAACUACCUGCAGACCUCUCUAAGAAGCAGUGGAGUAGAGGGUAGUUCAUUUCCCUUCAAGACAUUGGUAAAAUUACUGAAAGUCUCACAUCAAUGUUCUAGAAUAUCCCAAAAACGUUCAAAUCUGGUGUUUUUCAUGUAAGAGGAUUAGAACCACUGAAAAAGGAAAAAAUCUGACUUUAAUGAAUGUCUGAGUGAAUUAAUUUAUUGUCUCUCUACUCAUGUAGAAUGAAAUUACAGCCCAAAGAGCCAACCUCAAAAAAAAGAGAAAACAGGUUGAAUAUGGCGAUAUUUACAAUGAUAUAAAUAUGUAAACCACGGGACAGAGAAACAAAAUGGUUACAUUUCUGCAAAAAGCUGAAUAGAAAAAAACAAGGAAAUUUCUGAUCUUGAAAGUUUGAAAAUUGAUAGAAAAAUUAGGACAUUUUGAGAUUAAUCUCAGAAGGUUUUGAGGGAAAUUUUUGUUUAAAUGGUCUAAAACUUCUGCCUUUUGGAAAUUUUUGAAAUUAAAAAGUUUUUCAAGUUUUUUCUAGAAAAUUUCUGCGAUUAAACUAAAAAUUUCAGUUUUCUUUCUAGAAAAUGUUUGACUUCUGGAGAUUUUUUGGCAUUUUUAUAUUUACAAAGGUUGUAAUAUAUCAUUAUAUGGAGAAUUCUGACUUUUUAUUCAGAUUUCUGAGAUCCAAGGUCAGAAUUGUUCCUUUUUUUUAUUUAUUAAUUUUUUUUAGUGGUUCUAAUCCUCUUCCAUAAUUUUUCAACAUUGCAAUGUGGAGAGAGGUUUCUUAUUUUCAGACCUCGAAUGCAACGUGAAUUGGGAAAAGAAACUUUGACGUGACAUAGAGAUUUGUAAUCCAUGAAAACUAUCUGAGGUUCAGCUUUGUGUUGAAGUGCAUGUGCCUUAAAGUGCACAAGGUGCUGCCUGCAAAACUGGUUCAAAUUCAAAUUAUUCAGAGAUUUCUCAAAAAAUAUUCAUCUAUCUUAUUAUUUUUCUACCCCUGUUUUGCUCUGACCCAGUCAACUGGAGAAAUAUAUGUAGUUCAUAUAUGUAUAUACUGUUAUUUAUUAGAUUAUCCCUUUCCCUCCUCUGAUUUAAACCUAAUUUCAUGAUAAUGUAGUUUUAAGUCACCAAAGAUGCUUGUGUUAAUUGAAAGUAUUCCUCCCCUGCUCUGAAAAAACAUCUUUUCUGAAAGAUGACAAAACCAAACCCAAUAUUUGCCCCUGGCAGCUCAUAGAUAAAUUAAUUAACUGUGUGGUUAACUUGUUUUAAGGUCAUUAAUGUAGUCACAAUGCCCCAAGUUCAACAUGAAUGUUAUUUUUUAAAUAUAAAUCCAUCCUAAUUUAAUAUGAGCAUGCUAAAUCUUAUUAUCUUUUGCAGCUAAUUUAACCUCAGUGUGUCAAAUUCACUAAGAAUUUUCAGACUUGUUCACUCAGACCUUAAAAUUAAAGUUCUAGUGAAAUAAAAGUAAAGCCUCUUUUAAUCUGUGCUUUUCAGGACAUGAUAAACGGGUUCUAAACUUACUUAAAUCUAACCUCAUUCCUACAAAGUACCAGGUAUUUUUGUCUUUACAUAAACUGCAAAUGCUUUAGUACAGUUGAAGUAAGAAAAAAAACACUUUUCAAGUAACUUUUUAGCAGGAUAAAUAAGAUUAUUUUAAGUCAAUAAAUCCUUAAUAUUGAUGAAAAAGUUCUAGUUUCCCUGGAAGAUUAUUUCAUUCAUAGUAAGACAUUUUCCCCUGUUGUAAGUGAAUUAAUCUGCAAGUAAAGAUAGUAUUUUUUUAUUUCAUUUGAUCAAUAUUAAGUUAUUAUUUAUUCAAAAUAAGCUCCUAUAUCUUGCUCAAAAGUUACUUUCAGUUAGUUUUGUCUUAUUUCAAGUGUACAAAUUAAUCCCAAACCAUAUUAACAACACUAAAAAUACUUGGUUAGCAUUUGUAUUUUCACAGUGUAGAUUUAUUUUUUAUUUUUUCUAAAAAGUCAUGCAACAGUUGUGGCUCUAAAUGAUUUUUAUUUCACUGGACUAAGAGUAAAAAUUGCUCUUUGGAUUAUAAAUUUUUCAGACCUUUUGAGAUUAAUUCACUUUUGCAAAGGUGGGCAACUUUAAUAAGAAAUGUUCCCCCUUUUUUAAAAAUAAACAUCCUAGCUUUAGAGUGAUUAAUUGCUAAUAUUGUCUUGAUUGUGCCUUUAUAAUUUUUUAGAAAUUGAUGUCCAGUAACAAUUUCUUCUGAUAUUUCACCAGAAAAUUGCCCAUACUUGCUGAUAUUCAGUUAAUUUUCUCGCCACAAUGGAAAACUUUACCAUGUAGAUGCUAAUAAAAUAACACCUGAGGUUAGAGUUGAAUAAUUUUAGAGCCUGGUAUUUGUCAGAUAAAACAAGUGAGCUGAAGGAGGGUGUACUUUCUUUUUACCAGGACCUUACCUCAGCGGGGAGUUGUUUGUACAUACUAUUGUGUUAUUGUUAUGAUGGCCAAUGCACGCUACGCUGUAAGAUGUUGGUAGGACUCUAAAGUGCUGUUUUUUGUGUGUCUGCAAUGUCCGUCUGAUGAUUUUCUAUACUUUAUUUGCUGUUAACGAUCCUACUGAACUCUUUAUUGCACUGCAAAAACACAAAAUCUUACCUAGCAAUUUUACUCUAGUUCCUCGUCCUAGUUUCAAAAGUUGAACAUUUUCACCGUAAUAAAAAUUAAGACAAUUAUGGAGCUAUAUUUUGGCCAUAAAGUUUGUUUACAAGACAAAAAAUAUGAAACUGGAAAAAGAAAUGUUCAAAACUCUUUUUGAGAUUCUAAGUUUUUUUUUUCAGUUUCAAAUGUUUUUCUUUACUUUUAUUUUCAUUGUUUAUUUUGAUCAAACUUUAUGGCCCCAAUUUAACUCCAGAGAUAAUCAUUCUUUAAUACUGACAAAAAAGUACUUGUUCCACUGGCAGAUUUAUUUACUUUUAACAAGACAUUUUUUCCAUGUUAUAAGUAAAAUAAUCUGCCAAUGAAACUAUUUUUUCCCCAUCAAUUUUAAGGAAUUAUUUACUUAAAACAAGCUCAUAUUUCUUGAUUAACUUAAUUUUAAAUAAGCUUUGUUUUAUUUCAAGUGACUUGAGACAUUUGCAGUAAAAUCUAGGCCAAAAUUACUUGGGUAAGAUUUUGUUUUUGCAGUGUAUCUACUUGUUUGUGGUCUUCAGCUCCUGUGGUUCUAUCUUAAAACUCUGUGUUUAAUUUAAUUAGAAAAAUGCCUCCUAACAUCACAAUAAACAAGACGGAAACCUGUUUUGUUUUGACUUUCAGGCGAUUUAUAGGAACAUUUUAGCAUUAUUUUCAGACUCUGUAACUGAAGAACUCCUUUAUUUUCCAUCAGUUAGAUCUGCCUUUAAGACACUAAAGUUUCACUAAAAGCCUGUGGAAUAAAUAUUUUUUUGAUAAAUUACAGUUUUUACUGCUGUGUUUUCUUUUCACUAACUGAACGAAACUGGGAACCACUUUAUCAUCCGUAUGUGAUGUAUUUAGUUUGAAAAUUAUUUAUAGUCCUUUUGUAAUAUCAGUUUGGAUUUCAUGUAAAGCUAAUCAUUGUGAAAAUGCUUGUUUUUCUUUUUUUUGUAUGUAUGUAUCAUGAUUUACCUUCACUGUAUCUAGAAUCAUAUGAAAGGUUGUAUUUUCAUCAGAACUUUGACCUUUGAUGUGAAGCCACUUGGUUUUCUCUUUCUCAGUUGGACUUGAUAGUUCUUAAUAAACAUUUUAUUAAAAAACAAAAUCUUGA